Messenger RNA from Lingula anatina, 1816 nucleotides. RefSeq lists its product as uncharacterized. Lineage: Eukaryota; Metazoa; Brachiopoda; Lingulata; Lingulida; Lingulidae. The record is from RefSeq and is a predicted model, not a curated record.
GAUACGGAGAAUCUGGUCAAAAACGGGGUUGAUGUCGAAAUAUUUGGAAGGAUAUAAGUGCAGAUUUGUUUUAUUGAUUCAAUCAAAUAAUUCUGUAUACACGCCUGUUUUUAAAAUGUUCUUUGAAGACGCGUUUUAUAAAUUAAAUGUGUGGAUAUGACAAUUAAGACCCCACAUUAAGGAAGCAUUAAAUGUUUCUGCUUUUGGAAGCACUUUUCGCCAACUCUGCAAACACACGCACGCACAUUUUAGAAAACGCCAAAGCCCGCACACACGCUUCAAGGGAAAAAAUAAAUGGCUAGAGAAAAUUUUUCAAUUUUGAAUGGUAGAAAUCAGACUUUAUCUUACAUGUCCCUCCCUUUGUGCAUAAUUUUCCAAAAUUUCAUGAGAUCAGCAAACAUUUGAGAUUAAGUCUGCAAGAUUUCCUAUCAAUGUCGACGUCUGUACUAACAAGGCAGACGACAAGAAGCGAGAGUGAAAACGCCAGCUAAAUCCCACCGCCGUCGCCGGGCUAUUAUCGCCGCCUCAAACUCCAAAAUCUACAUAUCCUCACACGCUUGAAAUCAGCCUUGAUUAUAACCAAUCUCUAGAACAAGACAACCGCAUUGACUUUGUGAUAAUUAACAGAUAAUAAUGAUGAUUUAAUUGGUUUCGUCGUUGAUACACUAUUGAAUGCGUAAUCUCAACACAGAAAGAUGUCUCCAUUUUGUGGUGCGAGCUUAUCGCUCGUUACAUAGGUUGGUAAAUAAGGUCGGAGAAAUGGCGAUAGAGGAAUCGUUCCCGUUGAACGUAGAAGAGGCAAGCGGCAGAUCGGGAAAAGGAAUGUAGUUUUUGUCAUGUCCCGGAACACUGCGCUGCUGAUCAUAGACGUACAAAAUCGCUUUAAGAAAACAUGUGAAGAAAAUUGUAUUGUGGAAAAAAUCGUCCAUCUUGUGAAAAUAUUUCGUCACAAGAACCUGCCGACUGUUGCCACGCAGCACCAUGACGACCCUCGUAUGACGUCACUGCUAUCGAGAUGGUGGGGUAAUCCUUUAAAUCAAGGGAGCGAAGACUGGCAAAUUGUACCUGCUCUUCGGAAAGUGCUGGACAUCGAAGACGACCUCAUAAUCACAGACAAGACCCGCUACGACGCUUUCUGGGGAACAUCUCUGCGGACAGAACUUCUUAAGAUGGGCAUCGACACAGUGGUCAUAUGCGGAGCGUUGACCAAUCUCUCCUGUGAAAGCACUGCCCGUGGGGCUUUUAUGAACGACUUUAGCGUUAUAUUUCUUAGCGACGCCAACGCCUUCACCGAGGAGCGUUUUCACGAGGCCACUUUGACGAAUUUGGAGCACGGGUUUGCCACAAUUAUGACGUGCGAGGAGUUGCUGAGAAAAUAUGAAAAUGUGUCAAGAUGAGGGAAUUCAGAAAAAAAUUUAAUUUAUCACAGUAAGAGUGACAAACAAGUUAUUACAUAAAUAUUUUCAAACCAGCUAAAGUAAGGAAUUAUUCCAGUUAUGACUAACAGAUUUCAUUAAGAAAUGAACUUGUUGAGGCACUUGGUGAAUUACGAAAUCACAUUAAAUACGAUGAAAUGUUUUCUUUUUUAUUUAUUGAAAUUAAGCAAUUAAAAUUGCGCUAGUUAAAGAGAGAUUCUUGUAUAAAUGAAUUUUUGAUAUUGAGUCGCAAUAUAUAAUCAUAUUGAUUUUUUUUCACCAAAAACAAACAAAAAUACCUUUAUUUUGUUCUGGUAAUGUUAUGUCCAUGAGUAUAAAAUAUUCGUGGAAAAUGUGCAGAUAUUAUAUUUUUGGAAAUAAAAAGGCACAAGUACUCUCAA